AAAAAGUUGUCCAAGGAAAAAAAGACAACAAAAUCGUGAAAGUGACACGCGAACGUUUUUGUACUCAUCUGGAAACUUACUUCGAGUCUUCGUAUUUUUGCAUUUAUACUCUUUAUUAGUUAAAUCAUUUAAAAAUAUUCUCAAAAAAAAUGGCUGCACUCGAUGAACUUCGUGCCAGACUCAAUGACCUCCAAGAAGAGCUCCAGAAACACAAAACCAAUGCAAAAACAUUCCGAGAAAGAAUCGAUAAGAUGACUGCAGAAGUUGUUGAUUCGAAUCCUUAUAGUCGCCUUAUGGCUUUGCAAAGAAUGGGAAUAGUUAAGGAAUAUGAGAGAAUUCGUGACAAGUCAGUGGCUGUUGUUGGUGUUGGAGGAGUUGGCAGUGUCACUGCUGAUAUGUUAACGAGGUGUGGAAUCGGUAAAUUGAUUCUUUUCGACUAUGACAAAGUAGAAUUGGCCAAUAUGAAUCGAUUAUUCUUCACACCCGAUCAAGCUGGUUUGUCCAAAGUCGAAGCUGCAGCCAAGACACUCACUUUUAUCAAUCCCGAUGUGAGUAUUGAAACUCACAACUAUAACAUAACAACAGUGGAAUCAUUCGAUAAGUUCCUCAACACAAUCCAAACUGGUGGAGUGCUUCCUAACACUCCAGUCGAUUUGGUUCUAAGUUGUGUCGACAACUUUGAGGCUCGAAUGGCAAUUAACACAGCUUGCAACGAACUAGGCCUCAACUGGUUCGAAUCUGGAGUAUCUGAGAAUGCAGUUUCUGGACAUAUUCAAUUCAUUCGACCAGGAGACACUGCCUGUUUUGCGUGUGCUCCUCCUUUGGUCGUUGCAGAGAAUAUCGAUGAGAAGACGCUAAAGCGAGAAGGUGUUUGUGCAGCUAGUUUGCCAACUACUAUGGGCAUUACAGCUGGUAUGCUGGUACAAAACACCCUUAAGUAUCUUUUAGGUUUUGGCGAAGUGUCCGAUUAUCUCGGUUACAAUGCCAUGAAUGAUUUCUUCCCUAAAAUGACUCUUAAACCUAAUACUCAAUGUGAUGAUCGUCAUUGUCAGGAGAGGCAGAAAGAAUUUAAUGCUAAACCGAAGGUGGAGGAAGUUCAGGAAGAGGCAGCCGAUGAAGGACCACUCCACGAAACCAAUGACUGGGGAAUUGAAUUGGUUAGUGAUUCAGCACCAGAAGAAUCUACUGUUGCAGCGAGUUCAUCAACGGUAGCGGCGGGAUUGAAAUUGGCUUAUGAAGCUCCUGUGAAGGAUGAUGAAUUAAAUGUUGCGCCAUCGGCUGCAGCUGGACCUGAAGUUGAUUUAGAUGAUUUGAUGGCUCAAAUGAAAUCGAUGUAAAGUAGAAUUUAUUGAACAAUGCCUUAUAUUAUUAUGUUAACGAUCAACAGUUUUUUUGUAUUUAUUUUUUUUUUCGGUCACAAAAAUAAAAAAAUAUUCGAAUGAAAGGAAAUCAUUUUUAAGUAGAGCACUGUUCUUACAAUUUGGUAGUUAAAUGUUGGUUUUUGUUAGCCGAUGAAAUUUAGCCAACACAUAAAAAACCAUGGCACGAAAACUAAAUUUUAAGGAGCCUCUUAAACUUGUUUUUAGCAUAUUGGCGAAAUAUUAUCGGAGUUCCUUUUAAGGUGGUAGACUUCUCAUGAAAAUGUGUACUUUUAAAAAACGACAUAAGAAAAAUUAAGCUUUCAAUUCCCCUAUCUUAGAUAUGGGUUUCCAGUCAACAAUUCCGUAUUAUUUAAUUUAUAUCUUAAAUCCGGUUCUAACUGAUUUUAUUAUGAACCUGGCA
Messenger RNA from Episyrphus balteatus (marmalade hoverfly), 1782 nucleotides. It is a transcript of the gene Uba5, whose product is annotated as ubiquitin-like modifier-activating enzyme 5. The coding region runs from base 150 to 1337 and encodes 395 amino acids. The transcript is spliced from 2 exons. The record is from RefSeq and is a predicted model, not a curated record. Gene Ontology annotation, biological process: protein ufmylation. Gene Ontology annotation, cellular component: cytosol; cytoplasm. NCBI's taxonomy places the organism in Eukaryota, Metazoa, Arthropoda, Insecta, Diptera, Syrphidae. Gene Ontology annotation, molecular function: UFM1 activating enzyme activity.